AUGCUGGGCCUUCGGGGUGACGAUGCCGAAGUCUCGGAUGACAUCCGAGAGCACCAGCAGAUAAGGCCAGCUCUUAUCUUUGGAGCGUUCCUGCGAAACCUGCGACCAGAAAGCCAACGUCCUGUGCUUGAAGUGACCAUGGCUACAGAUGCGAAACUUGUGACCCCAGAGGCAGCUGCGCCGCCAAUGGAUUGGAAAGAGAAUGUGAAAGAUCUCACUGCCGGCGCUGCGGGAGGUGUAGCGCAGGUGUUAAUUGGCCAACCAUUCGAUAUCGUCAAGGUGCGGUUGCAGACGCAGACCGGCUGUUCAGCGCUCUCAGCAGCGCGCAAUAUCUGGACGAAGGAAGGCCCCUCGGCCUUCUAUAAGGGAACGCUAGUGCCCUUACUGGGCGUCGGCGCUUGCGUUAGCAUUCAGUUCGGCGCCUUCCACGGCUUCCGACAACUCAUUGAAUCUUACAACCACCGAAACGGCCCUGUUCACGACAAAAGUCUCUCCCUCCCCCAGUUCUACCUGGCUGGUGGAUUAGCCGGAGUGACAAACAGCGUCAUUUCCGGCCCCGUGGAGCAUAUUCGCAUUCGGCUCCAAACGCAGCCACACGGUACGACCCGACUCUACAACGGGCCCUGGGACUGCGCACGAAAGAUCAUCCAGGUGGCCGGUCCUGGAGGAAUCUACCGCGGACAAGUCGUGACGCUCCUUCGCGAAUUCCACGGCUACGGUGUAUGGUUCGCCGCGUAUGAAGGACUUCUGAAAAUCCUGCAAGAUCGGACCCAGAUGAAACGUCAUGAAUUGCCGAACUGGCAGAUCGCUGUCUGUGGCGGAUUAGCGGGUGAAGCUUUGUGGCUUCUGAGUCACCCGUUGGACGUGAUUAAGAGUAAGAUGCAGAGUGAUGGGUUUGGUCCGGAUCAAAAGUAUCGCCACAUGAGACAUGCGUUCCAGGAGACGUGGGCUGUUGGGGGUAUUCGAGGGCUAUUCCAGGGUCUGGGGCCUGCGUUGCUGCGUGCGAUGCCGGUCUCUGCAGGUACAUUUGCCACGGUGGAGAUGGUGCGAAAGAUGUUAGCGUAG
Aspergillus melleus is the source of this 1065-nucleotide messenger RNA. RefSeq lists its product as uncharacterized. Gene Ontology annotation, molecular function: L-ornithine transmembrane transporter activity. Gene Ontology annotation, biological process: mitochondrial L-ornithine transmembrane transport. Lineage: Eukaryota; Fungi; Ascomycota; Eurotiomycetes; Eurotiales; Aspergillaceae. The transcript has 6 exons. Bases 1 to 1065 code for a protein of 354 amino acids. The record is from RefSeq and is a predicted model, not a curated record.